GAAGACAUGAAGAUGCUGGAAGACACAGAGAUGCUGGAAGACGUGGAGAUGUUGGAAGACGAGCAGAUGCUGGAAGCCCUGGAGAUGCUGGAAGACCUGGAGAUAUAGGAAGACAUGGAUUUGUUGGAAGACACAGCUUAGUUGGAAGACAUAUAUUUUCUGGAAGACGUGGAUUUUCUGGAAGACACGGCUUGGUUGGAAGACAUGGAUUUUCUGGAAGACGUACCUUUGUUGGAAGACGUACCUUUGUCGGAAGACGUACCUUUGUUGGAAGACGUACCUUUGUUGGAAGACACAGGUAGGCUGGAAGACAUUAAUUUGAUGGAAGACAUGGCUUUGUUGGAAGACGUGGAUUUGCUGGAAGACACGGAUUUCCUGGAAGACCUGGAUUUUUCGGAAGCUAUGGAUUUGAGGGAAGACAAGGAUUUUCUGGAAGACGUGGAUAGUCUGGAAGACAUGGCUUUGUUGGAAGACGUGGAUUUGCUGGAAGACACGGAUUUCCUGGAAGACCUGGAUUUUUCGGAAGCUAUAGAUUUGAGGGAAGACAAGGAUUUUCUGGAAGACGUGGAUAGUCUGGAAGACCCGGAGGCCAUUGGAAGAUGUGGAUUUUCUGGAAGACAUGGCUUUUUUGGAAGACGUAGAUUUUCAGGAAGACCCAAAUUAUCCGGAAGACCUGGAUUGUUGGGAAGACAUGGAUUUUCUGGAAGACUGGGAGGUUACUGGAAGACAUGGAUUUUCUGGAAGACAUGGAUUUUCUGGAAGACGUGGAUCUUCAGGAAGACAUAUAUUGGCUGGAAGACCUGGAUUUUUUCCGGAAGACGUGGAUUGACUGGAAGACCUGGAUUUGGUGGAAGACAUAGAUUUUUCUGGAAGACACUGACUGACUGGAAGACCUGGAUUUCUUUCUGGAAGACACUGAUUGACUGGAAGACUUGGAUUUCUUUCUGGAAGACACUGAUUGACUGGAAGAUCUAGAUUUUUCUGGAAGAACUAGAUUUACUGGAAGACUUGGAUUUGGUGGAAGACACAGAUUUUUCUGGAAGACAUGGAUUAGCUGGAAGAUCUGUAUUUGAUGGAAGACCUUGAAAUUAUUGGAAGACAUGGAUUUUCUGGAAGACGUGGAUUUUCCUGGAAGAUCUGGAUUUGGUGGAAGACCUAUAAUUGCUGGAAGACUUGAUUUGCUGGAAGACUUGAUUUACUGGAAGACUUGGAGCUUCUUGGAAGACAUGGAUUGUCCGGAAGACAUGGAUUGUCUGGAAGAUGUGGAUUUUCUGGAAGCUCAGGAUUAUCUGGAAGACCUUGAGAUUAUUGGAAGACUUGAAGUCGCUGGAAGACCCGGAGUUGUUGGAAGACCUUGACACUGGCGCCAUCGGAAUCCCUGGAUAUUGGAAA
This is a messenger RNA of Nomascus leucogenys (northern white-cheeked gibbon), 1392 nucleotides long. RefSeq names its product cerebellar degeneration related 1 (gene CDR1). Lineage: Eukaryota; Metazoa; Chordata; Mammalia; Primates; Hylobatidae. The record is from RefSeq and is a predicted model, not a curated record.